This is a messenger RNA of Serpula lacrymans var. lacrymans S7.9, 912 nucleotides long. RefSeq lists its product as uncharacterized. Bases 1 to 753 code for a protein of 250 amino acids. Lineage: Eukaryota; Fungi; Basidiomycota; Agaricomycetes; Boletales; Serpulaceae. The record is from RefSeq and is a predicted model, not a curated record. The transcript has a single exon.
AUGUUUGAUCCCGCAGAUAUCCCAUUACCACGAAUAUUAGACCCCAUUCUUGACUUUCUAUCCGAGAAGCUUUCUCCCCCAGCCUACGACUUUCUCCUCUCCUUUAUCUCACAUGCUCUUGCUCUCGUCAGCGCGCUCGUCUCACUCGUCCUAUCCCUCGUUGCAUCCAAACCAUGGGAAUGGGACGCUCAGACAAUAAUACCGCCACUCAUCACCGUCCUUGCCGCAUACCUUGCGCUUAUCAGCUUGUACAGGACAACAACCUGGAUGUUCAGGACUGCCCUCUGGUUCAUCAAAUGGGGCUCCAUCAUUGGCGCUCUCGCCGCCGGGACAGGCUGGUACCUGGGUAACCAGGGUGGCGGAGGGGGAGGAGUCGCAAGCACUUUAGGUAGCAUUGUUUUGGGCAUACUCAAUAACCAAGGUCGAAACGAUGCUGCGUAUUCUCAGCCUCGGUACAAAUCUUCGACAUCACGUUCUUCUCGAACACGAUCAGACGGGCAGAAACGUCCCAAACCAUGGGAGUCAUUUGAAAAACACGAAGAGUGGCAAUACAAAGCCAACGAUGAGGAUCACAGUGGAGGUGAAGAGGCUGGGAAGAUCAUGUCGGAUAUAGUGGAUUCUGUGAAUCACAUAAUGGGGGAAGGAGGCUGGUGGGACACCGCAAAAGCUGCAUUUGGUACAGGUAGUGCCACAGAAGAAAAUGCCGAUACGACUCGGAGCGGUCGUCGUAAGAAGGAUUCCCGAAGCAGGUGACAAUGAACGGAGUAGGCAUACCCCCACAUCUAUUACUAUAUUUCAAGUCAGUGGGAGCACAUUCGAAGCACUUCUUUACACAAUCUCAGAUUGGCAUAACAGUAUCCAGGAGAAUAUCCAUUAUGCAUAGACGAAUAAGAAAAUACAAAGCUGCAAAAG